CCUCGCGGGUGAACGAUGGCGAAUCGAGUGCUCGGCGGUACGACAGUGAAUUCGCCUAAACAACUGUACAAAUAUUUAUUGCGCGAAUGCGAGAAGCUGCCGAAACAUACGCAGCAAUACUACAAACAUUCCGUCAAACAAAGUUUCAAACAGCAUGCUUCGGAGGCUGACGAGGAACGUGUGCAACAGAUUAUGGAGCGUGCACUGUUAGAUGCCAAGUGGGUGAUACAGAAGGUAUUUUUCGACUUGUAUACACUAAUACGUUAG
Messenger RNA from Dinoponera quadriceps, 267 nucleotides. RefSeq names its product LYR motif-containing protein 9-like. NCBI's taxonomy places the organism in Eukaryota, Metazoa, Arthropoda, Insecta, Hymenoptera, Formicidae. The record is from RefSeq and is a predicted model, not a curated record. The coding region runs from base 16 to 267 and encodes 83 amino acids. The transcript is spliced from 2 exons.